This is a messenger RNA of Brassica rapa (field mustard), 1032 nucleotides long. Its product is annotated as protein LURP-one-related 3-like. The record is from RefSeq and is a predicted model, not a curated record. Lineage: Eukaryota; Viridiplantae; Streptophyta; Magnoliopsida; Brassicales; Brassicaceae.
CAUUUAUAUAUUAUUCGAAUCUAACACUAUCCACGUGAUAACGACUUAUCUACACGUAUAUGCAUAAUAUUUUAAUUAGUUAACGUCGUUACAUAAUACUUUUUCAUAUUUUUGGUCGUAUCUCACAUUGAACAUGUGGAUGAAACCUUCGAAUAUAUCCUUUUUUAUCAUAACCAGAGACUCAUAUCCUUCGUAUAUGAUUCAGUAGACAAUAUAUAUACGAAGAGGACACAUACUAUCAAUAUACAAGUUUUCCAACACAUACAAAUACUUUAGCAACGACAGUAUCUAGGUUUGUCCAGCUGAGAAACAUGGUGCAGAUUCAUCCUGUCCAAGCAGUACCGGUAGACUCCGGCAUCGGAGAAGUCAAGAGCUCGCCGUACGUGUCGACGGAGCAAGAGAGUUUCACGAUUUGGAUGAGAUCACUGGUGUACCAUAGCAAAGGCUGCACAGUUUAUGAUUCCAAAGGAAGCUUAAUCUAUCGAGUGGAUAACUAUGAUUCCAAGAGUUGCGGUGAAGUUUACCUUAUGGACUUAUACGGAGAAGUCUUGUUUGAAUUUCAACAAAAGUUUGGAUUAUUCAAAUCUUGCGAAGGAUGCAACUCAACCGGGACAAGAUUUCGACUAAGAAAGAACUUCAAGAUUUCGUCAAGAGGUUCAUCUUCGUCUUACAAAGUUGUGAUGGAAUCUAGUAAAGAUGAUCAACAAUCUUGUUAUAAGAUUUUGAAUCAUGGGUCGGUUUUCACAAUCGAAGAUGGAUCAGGGAGAUUUAUGGCAGAAGUCAAAAAGAAAAGAUCGAACGUUAAUGGUUUAGAUUUUGGAGAAGAUGUAUUGACAAUGGUGGUGGAGCCACAAGUAGACCAUUCUUUCAUCAUGGGUAUUGUUAUAGCUUAUGGUCUUCUCAAAUCUAAAUUGUGAUUUGAUUAUUUUUGGCUGUGGUCGAGUUAUUUUUGUAGAUUUAAUGAUGUAAGUGAAAUACACAACUAUUUUGGGAGCCAAGUGAUGCUAUUUUGAUUAGUUAAAAGAGCUUAAA